Messenger RNA from Halichondria panicea, 1879 nucleotides. RefSeq names its product vacuolar protein sorting-associated protein 45-like. The coding region runs from base 70 to 1758 and encodes 562 amino acids. Gene Ontology annotation, cellular component: Golgi membrane. NCBI's taxonomy places the organism in Eukaryota, Metazoa, Porifera, Demospongiae, Suberitida, Halichondriidae. Gene Ontology annotation, biological process: intracellular protein transport; vesicle-mediated transport. The transcript has 16 exons. The record is from RefSeq and is a predicted model, not a curated record.
GUGUGGGAGCGGCCUCACGGAGUGUCACAUGCCAAAGAAAGUAAAGUACAUGUAGUAUUAAAGUCAGUCAUGGACGUGGUACAUGGAGUGAAGGCGUACAUCAGUCGUAUGAUAAAGGAGAGUGGGGCUGGGAUGAAGGUCCUACUCAUGGACAAAGAGACUAUCAGUAUAGUGAGCAUGGUAUACUCGCAGUCGGAGAUACUUCAGAAGGAGGUCUAUCUGUUCGAGUUGCUAAGCAACCCUGGCCGAGAGUCAAUGAAGCAUCUCAGCGCCAUCUGUUUUGUUCGACCUACUCAAGAGAAUAUUGAGAGGUUGACUGAUGAGCUAAAGUCUCCGAAAUACAGCUCUUAUUUCGUGUAUUUCUCCAAUCGCCUGGACCGCCCCGCUCUCAAGACACUGGCGGAGGCUGAUGAACACGAGUCAGUCAGGGAAAUCAAGGAGUUCUACGGUGACUACAUAGCGGUGGCCCACCAUCUCUUCUCCCUCAACCUGGAGGUGGCGGGUGAGCCGGGUGGUCUGUGGAAGAGGGCGGAGUUUCUGAGAACAUGUGAUGGCCUUGUGUCCCUACUGUUAGCACUCAGGAAGAGACCCAGCAUCAGGUAUACAGAGAAGUCCAGUAUGACACGCCGGCUAGGGGAGGAGAUCGGUAAAACAAUACAUAGAGAGCAAGAGUUGUUCAAAUUCACGUCCGACACCACACCCAUCCUGCUCAUACUGGACAGACGUGAUGAUCCCGUCACUCCACUGCUUAAUCAGUGGUCGUAUCAAGCCAUGGUUCACGAGGUGCUGACUAUCAACAACCACAGGGUCGACUUAUCCAGAGCUCCGGGCAUCAAGAAAGAUCUACACGAGGUGGUCCUCUCUCCGGAAAAUGAUGAGUUCUUUCGUGAUAACAUGUACCUGAACUUUGGUGAGAUUGGUGCUAACAUAAAGAGUCUUGUGGACGAGUACCAAGAGAAGUCCAAGGGUCAUGCCAAGAUUGAAUCAAUCGCUGACAUGAAGCAAUUCAUUGAGAACUAUCCUCAAUUCCGCAAACUCUCUGGGACUGUAUCCAAGCACGUUGCCGUGGUGAGUGAGUUGUCGCGCAUCGUGAACAAUCACCAGUUGAUGGGCGUGUCUGAGACUGAACAAGACCUCGUGACAGGGACGGACCGUGGGAAGGCCAUGGCUAACUUAGAGUCGGUGAUUAGCAAUCCUAUGGUUCGAUUGGACGACUGCCUUCGUCUGGGGCUACUCCACACCCUUCGUUAUGAGGGGAUUUCCCGUGGUGACGCUGAGAGGAUCGACCAGCUGCUCGCAUCACGUGGCCUCUCAGAUAUGGACAGAAAAUUCCCACGUGCACUGUUGGAGUAUGCUGGGUCUGCCAAGAGAACCAAUGAGUUGUUCCAGAACAAGACCACACCCCUUUCAUUCGGCAAAAUGCUCUUCAAAGGUCUCAAGGGUGUUGAGAAUGUGUACACACGUCACAAGCCGCUGCUGAUUGAAACACUCGAGUUGCUCAUCAAAGGCCGUCUUAAAGAGGUGCAAUAUCCCUAUGUGGGUAACCAUAGGCAACAGGAAAGACCACAGGAUAUCAUAGUGUUUAUGGUGGGUGGAGCCACAUACGCUGAAGCCAUGGCAAUAGCCAACCUUAACAAGACCACCCAGGGAGUGAGGAUCAUCCUGGGGGGUACCACCAUUCACAACAGCAAGAGCUUCCUUCACGAGGUACAGUGCACCACUCAUACCUACAGUCGCAGUGGGAGGACGUUGGCCUAAACACUGAUAGCUGAACUAACCUUAUGACUAUGUUAAUUAUACGCUCGUUUUGUUUAAUUGUUUUUAUGCCAAUUAAUUUGUUGUUAUAAAUAUUUGUAUGAUGAUUGCAGCUCUCAACAAA